CUACAUUUACAGGGGCGGACUGAGCACUCGGGCAUUGCCCAAGGGCCCGGGGUCAGUAGGGAGCCCCAUGAGGUGCCUCUGGCAGGGGCGGACUGACCAUUUGGAAACUCGGGCACUGCCCGAGGGCCCGGGGUCAAUAGGGGGCCCCAUGAGAUGCCCCUGGUACCUUUUUCAUAGGCUUUUUUGAGUUUGGGCAAGGACACAGGGGCCCCAUGAUCCCCUAUUGCCCGGGGGCCCAAUGAGUUGUCAGUCUGCCCCUGGAUAGCAGCAUC
Staurois parvus is the source of this 272-nucleotide messenger RNA. Lineage: Eukaryota; Metazoa; Chordata; Amphibia; Anura; Ranidae. The record is from the annotation of a GenBank genome assembly.